Messenger RNA from Mirounga angustirostris (Northern elephant seal), 7935 nucleotides. RefSeq names its product nucleobindin 2 (gene NUCB2). NCBI's taxonomy places the organism in Eukaryota, Metazoa, Chordata, Mammalia, Carnivora, Phocidae. Gene Ontology annotation, cellular component: extracellular exosome; endoplasmic reticulum-Golgi intermediate compartment. Gene Ontology annotation, molecular function: calcium ion binding. Bases 515 to 1777 code for a protein of 420 amino acids. The transcript is spliced from 16 exons. The record is from RefSeq and is a predicted model, not a curated record.
AGGCGGGAGCGCGCGGUCAACAGAGGUCCAGAGCAAAAACGCGGGCGGGGGGCUGGAGAGACAGGUUUAUGUACUGCGUGCAUUCAGCAGGCGGAGCCUCGAGCGCCGAGACCCGGCUUGGUAAGGCCGGGGGCCCGAGAGAGAGCAAGAGAGCACAACCAGGGGAGCAGGAGAGGGAGAAACAGGCUCCCCGCUGAGCAGGGAACCUGAUGCAGGGCUCGAUCCCAGGACCCCGUGAUCAUGACCUGAGCCAAAGGCAGACGCUUAACCACCUGAGCCACCCAGGCGCCCGAGACAUUGUAAUUUUAAUACAUUUGUUUAUUGAGUGACACAGAUGAGAAACAGUAUCUGCUUUCAUUAAAACUUGUUGAGUCAGUUUUUAGUGAAAAAGCAUUGACCUAGGAGCCAAGACCCACCUCUUCACUAAUUUGAUAUUGUGCAAGUCAUCUUACCUCUCUGGAUCUCAGUUGCCUGAUCUGUAAAAAGGAGAUAAAAAUUCUUUACUUAUCUGAAGAUGAGGUGGAGGACCAUCUUACUACAAUAUUGUUUUCUCUUGGUUUCCUGUCUACUUACUGCUCUUGAAGCUGUGCCUAUAGACAUAGACAAGACAAAAGUAAAAAAUAUUCAACCUGUGGACAGCGCGAAGAUAGAACCACCAGAUACUGGACUUUAUUAUGACGAAUAUCUUAAGCAAGUGAUUGAUGUGCUGGAAACAGAUAAUCACUUCAGAGAAAAGCUCCAGAAAGCAGACAUAGAGGAAAUAAAGAGUGGGAAGCUAAGCAAAGAACUGGAUUUAGUAAGUCACCACGUGAGGACAAAACUUGAUGAACUGAAAAGGCAAGAAGUGGCAAGGUUAAGAAUGCUAAUUAAAGCUAAAUUGGAUUCCCUUCAAGAUACAGGCAUAGACCACCAUGCUCUUCUAAAACAAUUUGAUCACCUAAACCACCUGAAUCCUGACAAGUUUGAAUCUACAGAUUUAGAUAUGCUCAUCAAAGCGGCCACAAGUGACCUGGAACACUAUGAUAAGACUCGACAUGAAGAAUUUAAAAAAUAUGAAAUGAUGAAGGAACAUGAAAGAAGAGAAUAUUUAAAAACACUGAAUGAAGAAAAGAGAAAAGAAGAAGAAUCUAAAUUUGAAGAAAUGAGGAAAAAGCAUGAAAAUCAUCCCAAAGUUAAUCAUCCGGGAAGCAAAGAUCAACUAAAAGAGGUAUGGGAAGAGACUGAUGGAUUGGAUCCUAAUGACUUUGACCCCAAGACAUUUUUCAAAUUACAUGAUGUCAAUAAUGAUGGCUUCCUGGAUGAACAAGAAUUAGAAGCCCUAUUUACUAAAGAGUUGGAGAAAGUAUAUGACCCCAAAAAUGAGGAGGAUGAUAUGGUAGAAAUGGAGGAAGAACGGCUUAGAAUGAGGGAACAUGUAAUGAAUGAGGUUGAUGCUAACAAAGACCGAUUAGUGACUCUAGACGAGUUUUUGAAAGCUACAGAAAAAAAGGAAUUCUUGGAGCCAGAUAGCUGGGAGACACUGGAUCAGCAACAGCUCUUCACAGAGGAAGAACUGAAAGAAUAUGAAAAUCUUAUCUCCUUACAAGAAAGUGAACUUAAGAAAAAGGCAGAUGAACUUCAGAAACAAAAGGAAGAGCUACAGCGUCAGCAUGACCAACUUGAGGCUCAGAAGCUGGAAUACCAUCAGGUUGUACAGCAGAUGGAACAAAAAAAAUUACAACAAGAAUUUCCUCCAUCAGGGCCUGGUGGAGAAUUGAAGUUCCAGCCACACAUUUAAAGUCCGAAGUCCACCAGAACUUGGAAGAAAACUGUUAAAUCAACAUCUGUGUCAUCUUUUUACCACCCUUCCUUUUUUUCUGCUCAAUAAAUAUUUUAAAGCAUAUAUGGAAUAAAGGAAGAUACUUUUUAAAUGAGAACACAUCUUUUCAGGACACAGAUAUUUAAGGAUUGAAGUCCACCACAACCAGGAAGAAUACAAACUCAGUAUCUGCUCUGACUUUCAUACCUCUCUUCUUUUUAAUUUGUUCUCCCUUAAUGAUUUAAUUAAGUGGCCAUAAUUAUGCCAUAAUUUAAUGAAACUAUCAGUAACUGUUUAAGUGAAAAAGUUCUGUAUUGCUUUUAAAGUAAAUUAUAUUGUUGUCACUUACUCAUAAAGAUAGUCUUUUAUAGGUGCUUAUCAGCCCCUCUCUCGAUAAAAGUCUCUUUGAUGUUAAUAAUUCUUCUUCUGAGAAGAUCGCACUUUCCCCCAGUGUUUCCUGGUAACUUCUUCCUACUUCCAGAAACCUUACCUGCUAGAAAUUCUUCUACUGAAUAGCUUUUGCUACCACUUCAGAUCAUUUUUUGGUUCAUAUUUUUGCUUUCUACUCUAUUAUUUAAGAUCAGGUUCUGCUACAAAAACCCAGAAAAACCGGGGCGCCUGGGUGGCUCAGUCGUUAAGUGUCUGCCUUCGGCUCAGGUCAUGAUCCCAGGGUCCUGGGAUCGAGCCCCGCAUCGGGCUCCCUGCUCAGCGGGAAGCCUGCUUCUCCCUCUCCCACUCCCCCUGCUUGUGUUCCUGCUCUCGCUAUCUCUCUCUCUGUCAAAUAAAUAAAUAAAAUAUUAAAAAAAAAAAAAACUAGAAAAACCAAAGAUAACAGUGUUUUAAACUAAAUAGGAAUUCUUCCCUCUUCCAUAAAGGAAAUCUGUAGGUAGGUGGUGUCCAGGUUCCUACCUCUCUGUUCUGCUAUCCUCAGUGCAUGGUUUUUAUCCUCAAGUUAUUUCAUUCUCACUGUCCAAGAUUGCUUUUGGAGGCAGUGGGCAAGAGGAGGAAAAAGAACUUCCCCCCCCAGUUGCAUCAGCUUACUGGAUUCAGUGUUCCUGGAGAACCACACAACAUUUUAACUUACAUCUCAUUGGUCAUGUAGCUGCUAGGGAAGUUGAGAAAUCCAUGUGGCAUUGGGACCAGCUAAAAGUUAGGAUCUUUAACUAAAGACGAAGGAGGUCAUGUUUGGUAGGCAACUUUCAAUUUUAACCCAGACAGCUUUAUUGGCUACCUAUAUAUCUGUGUACACUCUUCUGAAACAUAGAAAACACUCACUUGCCCUGCCCCAAAAGGAAAUACCCCACAUCCAAUCCAUUAUUGCAUAUAGCUCAAAGACCAUGAUACCCUUGUAUAGUCCUCUCUGUAAGGUUGGGAUGUGGCACCUAAUGUUCUGGCCAUCUACAAAUAAAAAACAAGGUGUCUGCCUCAUGAGUACCAAAUGCAUAAUGGUGGGAUAGGUACAGGAUAACUGCAAUAAAAUCAACCUUUCAGAAGAGGGGAAAAUAGCAGCCACUGAUCCAUAACACUUAAAAGGUACUGCUUGGCAAAAAUAGCAAGGUCUCUCUGCCCUGUCUGUAAAUAUAUUCCUUGGUUUUCAUAUCAGGCAACCCCUGAUUCACUUUUGUGGGAGGAACUCACUUGUCGAAUGUCCUCAGGGGCCCUUGGCACUGCCUUCUAGGAAGUUUUUAUUGUCCCUUAAUUUUCAAGGACACAUUGUGUGGGCAUUGGAAAGUGUGCUGGUCUUGGUGGCUGGACAGCUUUAGUACUUUACUUCCUGUUAUGGUGGGUUUAGGGGCUUGGGAAUUGUUUUAGAUAGUUAACAGGCUGUUGCAGGCCAGGUUUAGGGUUUGUUUUUGUUUUGUUUUGUUUUUUGGCAAAAAAGUUCCCUAAAAACUUAGUAUGUUUCUGGUCUGUCUUUUUCAAUUAUUACCAUGAGUAACCACAAAGAUCUUGUCAAGACACAGUUUUUAACAAAGAACAUCAUCUUUUACUUGCUGGCUUCUGUGCUCUCUCUCUCUCCCCUUGGGUCUUAAAUGAAUCGUACCUACUUGGGACCAUUUUAAAUUGUAGGCUUGGGUGGGAUGGCAACAAUCCCAGUCUGAUCUCUUUCCUUGGGAUGGCUCCCAUUGCUUGGCAGAAAAUUCUUAAGAAAGGUUGAGGCAGAAAAAGGAAAGGCAGAAAAAGGUUGAGGAAGCUUUAGCAGCUUCCUCAGAACCUUUACUUAUAACUGUUUCAGUUUGGAGUAGCUGACUUUUCCAAUUUCUCAGGGCUCUAGAUUUGGGACUUUGUCGAUUUAUUUCGUAGAGAGCCAUUCCCUCGGCAAAGCUGUAUUCCUUUCCAUCUGUGCAGUCUUGUUACCCUUAGCCUGAGUCCCAUCUCUCCUGUAUGACUUUGCCGAAAGAGGCUAGAAGCAGCCCACAUGCUAACAUUCUGAAGUUCUACCACUACUUCCUCUAAUACCUUAACCUUAGUGGCUUGAGGUCUCACUUCCCAAAGCCCUACCUCCUCAACUAAGCUAACUCCAUAUUUAAGAUCCUUUUACUAGCUGUACCUUACUUCUAGCUACCAAAUUCUUUCUAGGUCAGGAUUCCUGGUUGUAGAUAAUAGGAUCUUCUUUAGCUGUUGAACAGAAGGGGCUUGAUUAAGGGGUGCUUGAUUAAGGGUAACUCACAGAAUCUUUGGGAAGGCAGAUGAAACAGAAUUUAGGCUGAGCUUCAUAGGAACUACAUCACAAGAGUGGGCUGCCAAGGAAGCUGCUGCUUUUGGAACAAUCAAGAAGUUGCCUGCCAGAUCAAGAUGCCUCCUGCUGGAUUAAGGAAGCUGAGAACAGUUGCCAGCUCCAGAACUGUACCACCUCUGCCGUGCUUUGUGUUGGCAGAAGUGGACACCUCGUGUGCUGCCUCUCUCCCCGUGUGACUUGGUUCUGAGCAAAGGUCUCAACUGUGCGGUACAAUGAAGAAGAAGUUGAAACAGAGCCAGAGUUAGAUGAUGAGCUUCAUCGUUGUCAUGUGAGAUUUUUAUCACUUGAAGAACCUGCUAAAGAAGUCCACUUUCACCCUUAACCACUGGUGCCUCACCUUAAUACUUUAGUUCUUUUUUUUUUUUUAAUUGAGAGACUAAGGUGCACUAAGUAAAGUGAAGAGUGUACUUUUUUGUUCCCUGUGGGUGAAAGAAUGAAAGACUGUAAUGACAACUUGCUUUCAAGGUGUGAGAUUAGAGGGAAAUCUGGUCUUUUCCUUGCCUUUUUUUUUUUUUUAACACAAUAUCAUUAUCAGGAUUCUAAUUUUUCCUUACUCACAUUUAAUUUAUUUUUUAUUUUUAUUUAUUUUAUUUUAUUUAUUUAUUUAUUCAUGAGAGUCAGAGAGAGAGAUAGAGAGAGGCAGCGGCAGAGGGAGAAGCAGGCUCCCUGCUGAGCAGGGAGCCCGAUGCGGGACUCGAUCCCAGGACCUGGGAUUGUGACCUGAGCUGAAGGCAGACACUUAACCAUCUGAGCCACUCAGGCGCCCCUAAUUUAUUUUUUAAAUGAGUACUUAGCUAUGGAGUAAUACCCAUUUCUUAGACAAUCCAAGAACUGAGCCAGAACAAGCAGCAGCAGCAAGUGGUAAAGGCACCAAAUUGAAAAAUGUGAAUUUAUGAUUACUAGCACUGCCAACCUCUUUAUUGAGAAAAAGCAAAGCAAAACCAAUAAAACCUUUGACUUAAUUUUAGGUAUUUAGAUUUUCCCCCAAUAUUACCUCUAGAAUUAUAUAGAAAAAGCCCCCUACAUUUGAUUUUUAUAGAUAUCUACAGUUUUUCCUGCAGAGCUUUUAGUUUACAUUUUAACUGGCAUUAGUCGUACUCUUUUUUUAUUGUUAUGUUAAUCAUUACAUCAUUAGUUUUUGAUGUAGUGUUCCAUGAUUCAUUGUUUGCAUAUAACAUCCAGUGCUCCGUUCAAUACGUGCCCUCUUUAAUACCCAUCACCAGGCUAACCCAUCCUCCCACCCCCCCCUCCCCUCUAGAACCCUCAGUUUGUUUUUCAGAGUCCAUCGUCUCUCAUGGUUCGUUUCCCCCUCCGAUUUCCCCCCCUUCAUUCUUCCCCUCCUGCUAUCUUCUUUUUGGCAUUAGUCGUACUCUUGAUGAAUGCCAUGUACCAGCUUGGUUGUUAGUCAGCCCUUGACAGUGUAUUUUUCCCUAUAAGCUUACCCUUCCAUUUAACUUCAGAGCUGUGCAUGCCUUUAAACAAAUUUGAUUUUGUUUAUAAUUUAUUGCAAGCAAUAGAUUUGACUUUUGCUGUGCAAAUUUCCUUAUCUCUUUUUAUUUUAUCCUUGGUAAUAAGUAUAUUUUCUAAGAUUUCCAAGAUUAUGAAUAUAGAUCUUGUAACUAAAAUGUUAAAAUAUUUUAUUUUACAGUUCUUUUAAUUUUGCUGCUCCAUGGAAUUUAAAAAUGGGUAAUGAUUUAUUUCCACAUGAUUUUAAAGCUAUAACUUGUCUGAGUGCUUUAAAAGUGAGAGAGAAGAAAUAAGAUUCCAUCUAGUUCUCUUUGCCUUCUUCCAUGAAUCGUUGUGUUAAAAUGUUAUUUUUGUUCAAUUUUAGUCCACCUUAAAUGUAGAUUUUUAGUGAUAGGAGAGUAUGUGUCAUUUAACUAAAUCCCUGCCCUCAUUUUCGGUUCCUUUUGUGUGGAGUAUGAAAUCCAUGUACAGCCUGUGCCAUAUUCUGUAUUUGUUUUGUACAAUGUUGUUUUACCUACUUUGCUGUUCACUAUUACCCUUCAAUGUGUCUAUCUGUCACUAUUACCCUCAAAGUGAUUUGAGUUUGCUUUACUUUUGAAUUCUUCCCUUUCUGUUCUUGGUAUUGCUUCUUUGUAAAUAUUUCCUUAUUAGUGUGAUGAUGUCUUAUAGAUUUUUUCCUUUUUUUAAAAACAUUUGCCAUGCCUCUUAGUGUUUAAACAUUUUUGUGGUAGUAUUGAAGCAUUUUUGUCAAACACAGCAAUCAUCUUCUUGUUCUAUAGCAUUGAGCAAUGGAUGUUAGAGUUUGUAUCUUAAUUUUUUUUCUGAUUAACUCUCAGUUCUAAUCCCAUAUACAUUUCUUGUUUCCUUUGAUGUGUGUGUAUUUCCACUCCCUUUGAUAUUUAUAGCAUGUUUCAUUGAGAUUCACGAUUGAUAUGGGGAAAAAGAAAAACCACAUUUGCAGAAAGAGCUAUUUCAGCAAGCAGGCAGUCAUUUCUAGAGGGGUAUCCUAGAGCUACUUAGGCAAGCCGCAGUCAUUCCUGGAGGGGUUCCUGAGCACUGUGGAGAGUAACUCUAACCCUAAACAAAAUUUCUGACUUAUGAAUAGGGUUCCUGACUCCUCUUCCACAGAGUGAACCAGCUUAUGGAGCAAAUGCAUAGCAUUCAGACUCUGAUCAAUGUCCCUUGUCCAAUUCUUUAGCUUUUUUGUACUCUCCUUAAGUAAUAAUAGUUUAAAAAAUAUUUUGUGCAUUCCAGCAGACAUUUUCUGCCUUACGGUUGUUAAUAAAGGAAAAAAAAAGUAUUUUUUGUAAUAGAAAGACCAGGACAUGAAUUUUGCAAUCUCUGAUUAGAAGAGAAGUAGCAUAGUUUUUUGUAUUUGUUAUUUUUGCCUGGAUGAUCUGAGUUGUUUUUUGUUUUUGUUUUUUAAGACAUUUAUUUAUUUUAGGGGGAGAGGGGCAUAGGGAGAGAAUCCCCAAGUACAUUCCCUGCUGAGCACCGAGCAGAGGUGGGCUCCAUUCCACAAUCCUGAGACCGUGACCCACUAGACCAGGUCUGGAAACCCAAAGUUGGAUGCUCAACAGACUGAGCCACCCAGGUGCCCUGAUCUGAGCUUUAAUUAAGUUCUUUUCUCUCUAUGAACUCUUCCCUUUUCUACUUUUUGUAUUGACUUUCCCACUGCUGUGUUUCUAAUGCACCUCCUGAGUCAAUGGAGAAAGCUUUGAGUGAUGUAGAAAGUUAUCAGCACCACUGUCAGCUGUCUUAAAGUUUCACUGUCGCCCCUGCCGCUAGCUUUUGGGGUUUACUAUCAGGCCUUUCUAAUGAAUUCUGCCCUUCCCUCACAAUCCCAAACUAUUCAUCUUUUCUCCAAGGGAGUUUAUUGUAUUACCACUAAGGAAGAUGUAGAGGUGACUUUAUUAAAACAGGAUUAAUU